AUGGAGCCAGACGGGGCGUCGUCGGGGCUUCCAGCCCCCGGCAGUGAUCGGCGCGCGCGGCUGCGGCACGGCGCCAGCGUGAGCGCGCCCCUCGACGGCAUCCCCGAGGACCUGCUGUUCUUGACGCCCAGGCCGGGGCAGUCGCCGUCCCCGAUCAGCUCCGGAGCCGCCGACGACGAGGACGACGAGGGCCGUGAACUGGAGCGCUCGCUAGAGCGUGCGGCGAGCAGGGCAUCGCACCCCGCGCAGGGCGCACAGGGCGCGCAGGGCGGCCCUGGCGGCGCGGGGCCCUCCGCCGACGCGAAGGACGCCAAGGCCCCCCCUGGCGAGGUGCGGAUCGGCGAGUGGGGCGUCGGCGAGCACGCCAAGGAGGGCGUCCCCGCGGUGGGGAACGACCCCGAGGACUGGGCCAUCUUCGACGUGCUGGUGAAGCAGCCCGUCCACAGCCAGGACGACGAAGAGGAGGAGGACCUCAAAGGCCUCAAGGACUACGACGGCCUCAAGGACUACGACGGCCUCAAGGACUACGGCGGCCUCAAGGACUACGACGACUUUAAGGACGGCGACGGCCUCGAGGGGCUCAAGGACCUGAAGGACGUCUUGAAGGACACGUGCAGUGAGCGCGGGCGCCAGGGGUCUGCUACACCGGGGCCGGAUGAGCUAGCCCAUGUACUGACGUUACAGACGGCGGACCGGCUGGCCGAGGACGCCAUGGCGCACGACGUGGCCACCACGCUGCGCAGCGAGCUGGCCGCGCUGCAGUACAAGCGCGACCGGCUGCUCGCGGAGCUGCAGGACAUGAAGGGGCAGCUGCGGUGCCGCGAGCAGCGGGCCCUGGAGCUUCAGGUGGAGUCGGACCAGCUGCGGGAGCAGGCCGCCAGGCAGAGCUCCGUCAUCGCCUCGCUCAGGAAGAGGGUCCAGGAGCUGGAGGAGCGCGAGCGCGCGGCGUCGUGCUCGCUGGGGCGGUCGGAGCUGGCGGUGCAGACGCUGCAGCGGGAGUCCCGGCAGGCGGCGGACCGCGUGUCCGAGCUGGAGGCCAAGCUGCGCCGCCUGGAGCUGGAGUGCCACGAGGAGGAGGGGCUGAAGGACGCCGCCAGGGGCGCGCUGUCCGACCUGGUGCGCAGGCUGGCCGCCGCGCUCGGCGCCGAGCUGGCCGACUCCAGCCCCGAGGUGCUGCUGGUGCGCGCCGCCGAGCUGGUGCAGGAAGCGGGGCGUCUCCGCGCGCGCGCCGGCAACAUGUGCGAGUCCCUGCAGAGCGCGGAGCAGGAGCUGCGGAACUGCAGGGAGGCCCUGCAGCGGCAGCAGGCCGCGCACAUGUGCGAGAUGGACCGGCUGAAGCAGGACAAGGAGAGCGUGGAGCUGGCCCAGCGGUGCACGGAGCGCGAGCUGUGCGAAGUCCGCGAGAAGCUGUCCGUGACGAGUCGCUCCCUCAGCGCCUGCACUACAAACUGCGCGCAGCAGGAGUCCGCCAUCUGCUCCCUGCGAGAGGAGGUGAAGAUCCGCGAGGAGAAGUGGCUGCGGCUGCAGAACGAGCUCCGCCACCUGCUGGAGUCCCUCGCCAUCAUGGUCAGCUCGCCCAGCCGCUUCGUCGAGUCCUCCGAGGGCUGCAUCAAGGAGCGCAUCCGGGAGAUCCUCUCCGACAACAAGGACCUCGUCGUGCAAAUGGACACGCUGCGCGAGAAGGCGUGCGGGCUGCAGCAGCAGCUGGGCAGGCAGUCCGAGAUCGCCGAGUCGUCGUCGUGCCGCGCGCGCGUCCUGGAGGAGGACAAGGCCAUCCUGGAGUCCAGGCUGCACAAGGCGGAGAGCGACCUCACGGCCUGCGACGUGGCCAGGGACGCGCUGCGCAGGGACAAGUGCACGUUCAUGGAGUUCCUGGACCGCCUGGGCAGGGCGCUGAACAUGGAGGAGGUCUCCAAGGACAUCGGCGUGGACAUGCACACCGAGGCGCUGCUGGUGCGCGCCGACCAGCUGGCCCGGCUGGAGAGCGACAAGAUGGUGGACAAGCUGCUGUUGAGUGGGACUCUGCCCAGACUGCGGCGUCCGCGCUCGCCCCGGGACUCGCCCGGCAAGGAAACGGCCGCAGUGUACCAGCUGCAGCGCCGGGUGCGCACCCUCCGCGAACAGCUGCAGCGCCGCGACCUGCACCUGGACCUGCUGCGCCGCAAGCUGGCCCUGCAGGUGGACAGCUGCCGCGCGCGCGCCAUCGUCGAGUCGGAGCGCGAUGAAAUCAGCCUCAGGGCCAAGAAGCUCCAGAAGAAGACGGAGUGCCUGCAGCUGCAGCUGGCCGAGGCGCGCACGCUCAACAGGGACCUCAAGGCCCAGCUGGCCGACGCGGCCGACUGCAAGAUCACGGCGCUGGAGAGGGCGCGGCGCAUCGAGGAGCUCCAGAAGAGGCUGAUGGACGCCGAGGUGGUGCGCACGCAGUACAACCGCAAGGUCAACAUCCUCAAGGACCAGGUCCGCGCCACGGCGCAGUCCGCCAACCAGGAGCGCUCCCUGAGCGACCACCAGGCGCAGCUGCUGAGGGAGGACCUGGCCGCGGCCAAGACGGCGCUGUCCGAAGUGGCGCGCAAGGAGACCCAGCUGGAGAGCUUCCGCGGCUCGGUGAGCAAGCUGCUGGGCGUCGAGCUGCCCGCCACGGACUACGAGAUCCUGGCGCGGCUGCAGAAGCUUGUGGCGGCGCACCGCGACUUCACGCUCGUGUCACGUCGCUGGGACCACCACGAUCCGCUGGCCCUGCCCGUGCCGCUGCCCGUGCCGCUGCACGGACACGGGCCGUGCACGCCGCCGCCACCCAGACCCCUGUCGCCGCCGAGGUCCGCGCGAUGCGCCCUCGCCGCGGCGGUGGCCGCGGACGAGGCGGACCUCAACUCCAUGCUCGACGAGAUAGACGACAUCAACGGCAUCUUCAACAAGCGGCCGCACCGCCUGGCCUCGUGA
Molecule: messenger RNA, 2940 nt
Organism: Thrips palmi
Lineage: Eukaryota; Metazoa; Arthropoda; Insecta; Thysanoptera; Thripidae
Product: coiled-coil domain-containing protein 170
Exons: 15
Coding region: 1-2940 (979 amino acids)
Source: RefSeq, a predicted model, not a curated record